CAACAACAGCAGCAGCAACACCCGCCACAACACCUUCACCACCUCCAUCACCACCACCAGCAACAGCAGCAACACCUCGAAGGAACCAACUCAGCGUCGAAGCUGCUUCACUACUUCUCUCAAGGGCAACAAGGCUACCCAGGCUUCACCUACCCCGGCACCACCUACCCACCACACACCUAUGAAUACCACGACUACAUGGGCGGGUCGGAGGGGUUCUACCAGUCUCAAUACGACCCUCAGGGCUACACCCACAGUCACCCCCAUUUCACCCACCCCGCCUUCAGUACCAGACCGUCACACUACCACAGGCUGUCUACCUUCUCUACAGGUCCAAGGAGUGAGGUGAGUGGUGACGGGGGCGGCAGCGAAGGUGGUGUGAGUGGCAGUGUGGCCGUGAGUAGUGAGGGAGAGAUCUUUGAUGACGUCGAUCGCUCUGAAUUCGAUCGGUAUCUGAAGGGUCCAGAGCGUGUGGCCGCCGUCACCGCCUCCUUCACCUAUACCCCACCUGCUAAUCCAAGGUACCUGCAGGUUGGCGGAGGUACUGAGCAGUAUCAGGAGUCCCAGUUCGUGACGCUGAUCAAGGAAGAGCCCGACGAUGGAGUCACUAUUUGCACAUCCGGGGCAGGAGGAGGUGCUGACGGAGGUAGCAGCGACGGUGAGAGCAAAUCUACGGACACAGCUCACCCGUCUCCAGAACACCGCAAAUCCGACACCAACACCUCCAGCCUUCUGUCAGCCCUCGCCGAUGUCAGGGAGUUGUAUUACGAGCAUUCUUAAGGUCCCUGUCACCAUCGUCAGGCAGUUAAAGGUCUUCCAAGCUUUUCCCAAGUAGAAGAGUCUCCCAUUUGAAGUGAUUUUUGAUGUUUCUGAAUGAAGUCAUGUUUAGGUGUUUUAGUUGUGGUUAUUAUUGUUUACCGGGACUGACUUGUAAACAAAAUGUGUCCCUUAAAGACUCGUUCUACACAACAACUGAUAAGUGUAGUACGAGAGACGCCCCCCUCCCCCCUCCCCCCCCCAA
This is a messenger RNA of Homarus americanus (American lobster), 1021 nucleotides long. RefSeq lists its product as uncharacterized. The record is from RefSeq and is a predicted model, not a curated record. Bases 199 to 780 code for a protein of 193 amino acids. NCBI's taxonomy places the organism in Eukaryota, Metazoa, Arthropoda, Malacostraca, Decapoda, Nephropidae. The transcript has 3 exons.